This is a messenger RNA of Populus nigra (black poplar), 1737 nucleotides long. RefSeq names its product cytochrome P450 89A2-like. Bases 16 to 1626 code for a protein of 536 amino acids. The transcript has a single exon. Gene Ontology annotation, molecular function: oxidoreductase activity, acting on paired donors, with incorporation or reduction of molecular oxygen, NAD(P)H as one donor, and incorporation of one atom of oxygen; iron ion binding; heme binding. Gene Ontology annotation, cellular component: membrane. The record is from RefSeq and is a predicted model, not a curated record. NCBI's taxonomy places the organism in Eukaryota, Viridiplantae, Streptophyta, Magnoliopsida, Malpighiales, Salicaceae.
CUAUAAGUACCCAACAUGAAAGUACAAGCUGCUAUCGAUAACAAAUCACUUUUUAGUUUCAAUAUGAAUCAUUGGCUCCUCAUCCUGUUUUCCAUCUUCAUCUCCAUCUCCGUCUCCGGCAUCCUCAGAUUCAUUCUCAACCGAUACUUUAUCAACACGAAGCCCACUCUCUACAAACUCCCUCCAAGCCCCCAAUCCAUUCCAGUGAUCAGCAACCUCCUACAGCUCGUCCGCAUCACUCCCUCUGAUAUCCACUCCAACCUGAAUUCACUCCAUGCCAAGUUAGGCCCAAUUAUAACUAUCUACUCUGGCUCCCGCCCUGUCAUCUUUAUAGCUGACCGGUUCCUAGCUCACAAGGUCUUAAUCCAAAAUGGUGCAAUGUUUGCUAAUCGCCCACCAGCUUCUGCUACUCAAAAGAUUGUCAGCAGCAAUCAGCGAAUUAUUAGUCUCGCUUUCUAUGGCCCGACUUGGCGUCUCCUGCGGCGAAAUCUUACUGAAAAUUUUCUCCACCCUUCCCGCGCGAAAUGUUUCUCUCUUUCGCGCCGGUGGGUGCUACAAAUCCUUAUGAAUCGCCUGGAAUCCCAAGAAAAGUCUGGUCAGCCUAUCUGUGUUAGGGAGCACUUUCUAUAUGCCAUGUUUUGUCUGUUAGUCGUAAUGUGUUUUGGUGAUAAUGUUAAUGAAACCCAGAUUAAACAAAUUGAGGAAGUUCAGCGACGAGCCUUUUUGAGUUUCAAUAAGUUUAAUAUACUCAAUUUAUGGCCAAGAAUGACCAAGAUCGUGUUGCGUAGGCGUUGGGAGGAAUUCUAUCAGCUUCGUAAAUGCCAACAAGAUGCAUCAAUUCCAUUAAUAAGAGCAAGAAAGAAUCUGCAAGAGGAAGAGAGGAAAAGAAUGGAAACUCAACAUCAUCAUGUUGUAUCUUAUGUUGAUACAUUAUUAGGUCUGGAACUUCCUGAUGAAAACAAAAAGCUUAAUGAGGUGGAAAUUGCUAAUUUAUGCAGCGAGUUUCUAAAUGCGGGCACUGAUACAACGACAACUGCCUUGGAAUGGAUCAUGGCAAAUCUGGUCAAAUACCCAAAAAUUCAAGACAAAUUAUUCAUGGAGAUUAAAGGGGUUGUUGGAAAUGGAGAUCGGGAGGAGGUAAGCGAGUCUGAUUUGAAAAGGCUGCCGUAUUUGAAAGCAGUGAUUCUGGAAGGCCUGAGGCGGCAUCCUCCUGCACGUCUUUUGGCUCCACAUGCGGCGAGGGAAGAUGUUGUUUUGAAUAAUGAAUAUUUGAUACCAGAGACCGCGGCCAUAAAUUUCCUGGUUGCUGAGAUGGGGUGGGAUCCAAAGGCGUGGGAAGAUCCACUGGCAUUCAAUCCGGAAAGGUUCCUGAAUCAUGAUAAUGGAAUUGGGCGAGAAUUUGAUAUCACAGGGAGUAGAGAGAUUAAAAUGAUGCCGUUUGGUGCGGGGAGGAGAAUCUGUCCAGGUUACCAAUUAGCAGUGCUUCAUUUGGAGUAUUAUGUGGCUAAUUUGAUUUGGAAAUUUGAGUGGAAGGCUGUGGAUGGAGAUGAUGUUGAUUUGUCUGAGAGGGCAGAGCGUACGAUGGUGAUGAAGAAUCCAUUGCAGGUUCACUUAUCACCUAGAUAGAUGAUAAUGUCGUCUAGGAAUGAUAAUGAGUAUCUAUAUAUUAUAAAAUAUAUAAAAAUAAAAUUUUAAAAAUUAUUAUAAAAAUGAAAAUUAAGAUAUUUAAUAUUAAAA